AUGCACAGAUCUCCUGCUGCCGUGGACGCUGGCUCGGGGGAGUCGCCGGCCACUUCCUUGGAAUCACGCCAGGGGUCUCCCGUGUCCCCUCCUCAUGACACCUUGCCCGCCUGGCCACACACGGGCAGUAUGCUCCCUACGGAUGAAGGGUCCCACGCCGAGGAGAUAGUGAUCCCUGAAUCCCUUCUGGCAGCUGCGUCUAUCAAACAGGUCUGGAAUCAGGCGUCCCAUGAACGCUGGAACGAACAGCAUAUUGCCCCCAACCCCGUGGAGGAGAUAUCGAUACUCAAAAAGAGGCAGUCUAACCCCAGCUGGCCGGCCACUGGAUUAAACCCAGGAGAUGCUCGACGACGACAAGCCAGUUAUUCGCCGCGAGCCCUGGAGGAAGGCAGGGGGAUUAUCUACCCAGUCAUCGAGGACCAGGUGAUGGAGGAGUCCUGGCAUGGACCUCAGAGUAUUCAUCCGCUUGGCACUGAAGACAUUGAACCCGAAACCCCGGGCCCUAGUAGCACCUUGGGAGGUCAACCGCCUCCCACCAAUGAAACACAGGGUGUUGGCCAUGCCAGCAAAUUUGCCCCAUCUCCUGUUCGCCAGUCGAUUCGCCGGGUGGUGAAACGAGCCCGUGCUAGCAGCCUUGGGACCCUUUAUAACCGAGCCACUCUGGUAAACAUCAAACACGAACGCCGGUAUUGGGUCCAGCUGGUGAUCGAAUACGGAGCAUACACCCUCUACGCGGCAUUCGUGUACUUUGUGCUGGUGGGCAUGCCCCUGUGGAAAGGCGCCGUCUACUGGCUCUACUGGUUGAUGCGUCACAGGUUCGUCUUCCAGGGGGGUUGGGCCAUUGUCAUUUGCUUGGUGGUCUUCUACUCUUUUUCACCUCUCCUGACCACGUUUGAACGCGAUGCCCCGGAUACCGAGUUCUACCAGAGUCGCCGCAUCAGCCCGACAGUUCAUGACACCGCGCUGCUCAUUCCAUGUUUCAAAGCCGCCGCGGUGAUUGGCGAGACCCUCGAAGCUGCGGUGAAGAUCUUCCCACCUUCUCACAUCUAUGUGAUCGCAAAUGGCGACUCUCUGACUCCGCUCGACAACACCGAGGAGAUCUGCCGCCCUUAUGGAGUCAACCACAUCUGGAGCCCAGUCGGGUCCAAAAUCGUUGCGCUAUUUGUUGGGUCCUACGCCACCAAGCAUUUUCGCUAUGUUCUCCUUAUCGAUGAUGACUGCAUUCUGCCACCAAACUUUCCCGUGGUAAUUUCCCGGCUGACUGAUUCGGUCCGCUGUAUUGGCUACACGAUCAAGGCUGUCGCUGCGGAUGGUUCCAAAGGGACGUACUGUCAGCAAGCCCAGGAUCUGGAGUAUAAACUUGCCGGGUUGCAGCGCACACUGGCAGGACGAAUCGGCAGCGCGACCUUUCCUCACGGGGCAAUCUCUCUGUGGGAACGCGCGUUCCUGCGGGACACCCUUCAAGACCAUCCUGGCUUCUCCAUCAGCGAGGAUUGGUUCUUGGGGAACAGUUGUCGACGACUGGGGGGCAGAAUUCAAAUGUGCAGCUCGGUCUUUGUGGAGACCCACGCACCACCCUCGUUCCUCUUUGCUAGUGGGCGAAGCCGGGGUGGAUUUGGGGAGAUGACCGUCUUCAAGCAACGAUUCAUGCGGUGGAACUUUUUCAUUGUCAAUGGCAUGCGGUACAACCUAGCCUACAUUCUGCAGUCGUGGAAGCUAGGCAAGUGGGAGAUUGGGGCGAAAAUUUUCGUCCUGCAGGAACUGUAUGAGACCAUCCUCACGAUUUUUGCCCCCUUCGUUCUUCCCAUAUCUUUGAUUGUGCGCCCGGGGUUCUGCGCUGUCCUCCUCCUGGCCACGUUGGCGCUCUACCUGGCAAACGCCAUCAUCUUCAAUGAGGUUCACCUGCGACGGAAACAGGAGCGGGUGAGCUGGAAGAUCGUAUUAUUUUACUAUAUGCCGUACAAGAUUAUCAUCGCCUUUAUCAACGUGGGGAGCAACUACUGGUCCCUGUUCAAGUAUGCCAAAUACUUUGCCCGGCGACGCCCCAAGCUGACGGAAGACCACAAAGCAGUGGGGCUGGUGUUGAAAUUGGAGGAGAGCGCACAGAGCCAGGCGGCUGGAUCCACUGGGCUGGGCCGAAGUAUGACGGUGCGAUCAGUAGGUGUCCGGCGGACGAGCAGCCGGAUGAGCAGUGUGCAUGGGUCGGGGACGCCUCGGGCAAGGUGGUCCUAUCAAAGCCACAUUGAGGAGGGAAGUGAAUACGAUGUCAUUGAGCCCUAUACAUAAGGUUUCAUCCGGGAUACAGUCCCACUUUCGCUUAGGUUUGGUGGAUCAUGGAUUGAU
Messenger RNA from Aspergillus sclerotioniger CBS 115572, 2343 nucleotides. Its product is annotated as glycosyltransferase family 2 protein. Lineage: Eukaryota; Fungi; Ascomycota; Eurotiomycetes; Eurotiales; Aspergillaceae. The record is from RefSeq and is a predicted model, not a curated record. The coding region runs from base 1 to 2286 and encodes 761 amino acids. The transcript is spliced from 4 exons.